Schizosaccharomyces japonicus yFS275 is the source of this 1313-nucleotide messenger RNA. RefSeq names its product alpha-1,2-galactosyltransferase. The record is from RefSeq and is a predicted model, not a curated record. NCBI's taxonomy places the organism in Eukaryota, Fungi, Ascomycota, Schizosaccharomycetes, Schizosaccharomycetales, Schizosaccharomycetaceae. Gene Ontology annotation, molecular function: glycosyltransferase activity. The coding region runs from base 120 to 1058 and encodes 312 amino acids. The transcript has 5 exons. Gene Ontology annotation, cellular component: membrane; Golgi apparatus.
CUAUAUCAGGACGCGCUGGCAUUAGUAGGAGGUGCUUGAAAGGAUUUGCUACGUCUUUCGUACCAAGUACGAGCUGCAGCCAGUUUGGCCUAGAACCCAAUUCUGUGCUUUUCUCUAAGAUGGAACUUUCAUUUCGUAGUCGGCGAACUCGUUUGGUUGUUGUCUGCUGCGUUAGUAUCCUCUGUUUGUUUUAUUUCCUUAAGAACUUGACCAUUGGGGACUUCUCGAAUGCUGCGAAAAAACAGUUUCUCGCUCGUAACAGAGUGAUUCAAAACCGUAAUCCGUACAGCGUUGUAAUGUUACUUGUCACGGAUUCGUCAGAAAACGAAAAUGACCCUCAUUACCAAGAUCACGUUGAGAAAUUGAUUGAGAAUCGCCGACGCUACGCUGCUCUUCACGGUUACAAAUUUGAGCAUAAACGUUCUGGUGAUUACGGAUUGUUUGAGCAUGAUUCUAGUAACUGGGCAGUCAUUCCUGCUAUUCGCGAUGUUUUAGAGGAGCAUCCUGAAUGUGAAUGGGUUUGGUACUUAACUCCUCAUGCCAUCAUUAUGAAUCCUUUCGAGUCUUUGAAAGAUAAGCUUCUUGAACCUUCACAGCUUUCUCGCUACUCUCUCAGAGACCAUCCCGUCAAUCCUGUGGGUCCUUCUGUUCGUACAUCGAGCAUCAUUGAUCCCAACGCGAUUGAUUUAAUUACUACUCAAGACUACGAAGGCAUAAACACUCGCUCCUUCUUGCUGCGGAACAACGACUAUGCCGAGUUCUUGCUUGACGUGUGGAAUGAACCACUCUAUAGAAUGGCACCUUUUGAACAUGGUGAACGUGGGGUAUUGGAAUAUCUCUUACAACGUCAUCCAACCAUUCUUUCCAAGCUUGCAUUUGUCUCUACCCGUGUCAUGAAUUCUUAUACGAGUUCCCCUGCUGGUCUUGAAUACCGCGAGGGUGACUUUGUUCUUUUGCUUUCAGAUUGUGAUUCCUAUCAAACGUGUAAAAAAUCUUUCGAACAAUACUGGCGUGACCGAAAGCAAUCGGCUAAGAUGAAAAUUCUUAUUGAUUCAUAAUUUAAUGGAAGAGGUUUCUCAUGUGCUUUUCACGACCUUAUUUUUUUUUGUUCGUUUAAUACAUUUUUCACAAAACUCAAAACAGUUGUAUACUGUCCAUUUUGCUGCAUUCCAAGCCCCCUCUCAAACAACAAACAUGAACGGAAAACCCUCCUAGCUUACACUAAAUGUGCAUCUUAUAUUACAUAAAUGGUGUAGACGACUAAUCAUUAAAAGACCCUACAUAAAGUACACUGGCACAAGUUUUCAGGAGCG